This is a messenger RNA of Podarcis muralis (Common wall lizard), 3095 nucleotides long. RefSeq names its product RAN binding protein 1 (gene RANBP1). Gene Ontology annotation, cellular component: centrosome; nuclear pore; cytoplasm. Gene Ontology annotation, molecular function: GTPase activator activity. Gene Ontology annotation, biological process: nucleocytoplasmic transport; positive regulation of mitotic centrosome separation. The record is from RefSeq and is a predicted model, not a curated record. Lineage: Eukaryota; Metazoa; Chordata; Lepidosauria; Squamata; Lacertidae.
GCGGAGCGGCAGCAGCAGCGGCGGCGCUGAAGGAGCGUGCGAGGCAGAAAGUGUAGGCCGGGAGGCGGGCGCACGAUCGGUCGGUCGAACGGGACGGGGCGAAAAGCCAGGCAGGGAAAGGUCGCGGCGGGAAACGGGGAGAGAGAAAAGCAGCGGCUACAUUUGACGAGAGACGCGCCUCACUCGAGCCUGAGGAAAGAGACGACGCCACGCCAGCCCCCGCCAUGGCCGAGACGAAGGACACACAUGAGGAGCAUGACUUAGCACCUGACAACGUAGAUGAUUCUAACCAUGACCCUCAGUUUGAGCCCAUAGUUUCUCUUCCUGAGCAAGAGAUCAAAACUCUUGAAGAAGAUGAGGAAGAACUCUUUAAGAUGCGAGCAAAACUCUUCCGCUUUGCAUCGGAAAACGAUCUUCCCGAAUGGAAAGAACGAGGCACUGGUGAUGUAAAGCUUCUGAAGCACAAAGAGAAGGGGACCAUUCGUCUCUUGAUGAGGAGAGAUAAAACCCUAAAAAUCUGUGCAAAUCAUUACAUUACACCUGUAAUGGAGCUGAAGCCCAAUGCAGGAAGUGACAGGGCAUGGGUGUGGAAUACACAUGCUGAUUUCGCAGAUGAGAGUCCUAAGCCAGAACUUCUGGCAAUUCGGUUUUUAAAUGCAGAAAAUGCACAGAAAUUCAAGGCAAAAUUUGAAGAAUGUAGAAAUGAGGUUGACAAGGGAAAGAAAGUGUACAUAGGACCAAGAGACAUGGACAGCGAGGGAGCUACUAAAGUGACCUGCAACACCUGUGCCAUGUCUGUCUUCAUGCCUGAGAAUGUGGAAAACUACACCUGCAAGGAGUGCAAGCGGAUUCCCUUGCUGAAAGAGAAGAUAGAGCAACUUGAGACCCGCCUAGCCACACUUCAAGCUACUGGGCAAGCAGGAACAGAAAAAAAUGAUAGUGCUGAUAAAGUUGCCGAGAAACUAGAAGAACUUUCUGUAAAGGAGGAGAUCAAAGAAUCGGAGAAAGAAGUCAAGGAGAAAACUGAAGAAAAGCAAUAAAUCAUCUUGGGCCUUGUGUUUUAUUUUUUUCUUAAUUUUUUAAUUUUUACAAGGGACUUUAUAAAGAACUGUAUUACAACAUUCACUUUUUUUCCUAACUUUUUGCCCUUUUUGAAGAGAUCUUCAGAAAAAAUCCAUUCCCCAGUCAUGAAAAUGUACUGUGCUAAACUUUCUUUUCCAUAGUGGAAACACUUAUUUAUAGUCAUCCAAGAGAGUGAAUAAAAGUUUGAAAAUGGUGUCAAAGGACAGAACUGAAUUUUCUGUAUGCUUCAGAUGUGUGGCUGCAAUUAUUACCUUGGGUUAUAUUUUUCAGUGCAUAACUUUAGAUGAGAUGUAGUAUAACUGAAUUAUACCAGUAGAAAAAGUGCAGGUAAUAAAGAUGUUUCUCAUAUACUGUGACUGAAAGCUGUUAAUGAAUGAAACAAGAUACUCUAUAUUUUCCUUGUAAGUGGGGUUUGAGUGAACGUACGUGUUUCGUGAAACUUUGUUACGGAAAAUGGCGUACCCGUUAGAAUAUAAUGUCAUAAUCCUCCAAUGGAUUUCAGCAUACUUAUGGUUUCUAAUCGUCCUUUGUAGUUGACCGAGCAUGGCAGAACAUACGUUCUGAAUUUGCCAUGGCUGAAAGUGAUGCUGGUUGGCAACAAUGAAGCUUAAGACCUUACUAUAUUUCAAAUAUUUCUCCACGCAGAACAAGAAUGUGCUGUCUGGAAAGCUUUAUGAUUGCUCGCAGUUUGCGGAAUAGAUGGGACACGAAGCCCAGUUCACUAUGAUCUCUUUAAAUCUUCAGUUUAGCUAUCCAUUUAACACAAGUAUUAAGAUUAAUGUAUUACAUAUCCUGUUAUUUGUUGCUGUCUUAAUGAUAGCAUACCCUAGUGCUUUUUGCAGGUGGGGGAAUUGACUUAAUCUUAAUGGGGCUUCAGGCUGUGGGAAAGUUGAAUAUCUCUUAGCAUCCUUGGGGGGGAAAGCAUCAACAUUUAAGGACUCCGCAUCACUCAUAGGGAUAGAACCUCGGGCAGAUUUAAUGUUAAACUUCAAUGCCAUGUACCUAAACUAAAAUGUUCUACCGCUUGUUCUGCCACUGAUAAUAAAAAUUGGUUAUCUUGCAGGAUUUGCUGCAAGGAUAGUCUUAUGUGGAAGCUUACCGUAUUUCCACACGGAAGUCCUUUUCGAUCUCUACGUAAGGAACAGCCAAGGGUGUUUGCGACUGACUGCAUUUGGCACACAAGUUUACACUUCUUCCGCAAAAUAGGCAAUGAUUGCUGACAAUGCCAAUGAUAUUCCUGUAUCCCAGUCUUUGUUGCACAAGUGUGUGUGUCUGGAUUGGGGUUUGUCUCAGUCCAAGUCCAUUUUUUAUACAUUUAUACUGUCCCACUUCUGUUAACUGUGUGGGUCUCCUCAAAACACAUAGAUUGUCUAACGUACUUGAGAGGUGAGAAUAACUGAUGCAGUCUUUAAAGGUCUGAGCCUCCCAUGUACACAUCGACUGUAUAUUGAGUGUGCAUGUGUGUAGAUGUGAAACGUUGCUUUUCCUAUUCGUAAUGGUAUGCACAACACUUUGAAUGCAAGCCUUUUCACGUGAAACUGGGUGGUGAAAGCUUUCACUGAAUAUAAUGGAUUUAGAAUGCGUCCUCUUGUCUUUACCUAGAAUUAUAAAUAUUUCCUUGAUUUUCUGUUUCCAACAAUUGUUUUGGAUUUCAAUUCUAUGAUUAUUCCCCCCCCCCCCGUUCUUUGUGCAUACUGUAAGCUGCGUAGCAUUUUGCCCUUGUCAUGUUUGAUUCUUAUGGCUGAGUCUGUCAAGACUGCUAGAAUUUCUUCGGACUUUUCUAUGUGGGGUGGGAAUAAGACCUGCAGAAAUACCUCAACAAAUCCCUUAUUAAGGACUCUUGCCAGUAUAUAUGAUAGUAAUGCAUUUGAAGGUUAAAAGGGCAUUGUCUAUUGCUCUUCAGAUCCUCCCAUCUGUAAAAGUCACCAUAAGUGGAUUCUGAUUUUAUCUUGUCAAAGGGAGAAAUUUUGCUCACCAAACUAACUUCAAAAUAAAUUUAACUGUAAUCAUCA